Urocitellus parryii (Arctic ground squirrel) is the source of this 2952-nucleotide messenger RNA. The record is from RefSeq and is a predicted model, not a curated record. Lineage: Eukaryota; Metazoa; Chordata; Mammalia; Rodentia; Sciuridae.
CCGGCUCCCAGGAACAUGAAAGGCUUGUCUGGAAGCCGGAACCCGCCGCCGCUAUGUGCAGGCCACACCUGUGGCGUGGCGCCCCCUGCCGACUGCGAGCACCCGCUGGACCACCUCCGCCACGGGCCGGACACGCGGCAGCCCUACCUGCUCAGCCCGGCCGAGAGCUGCCCCAUGGACCACCACCGCUGCUCUCCGCGGAGCUCCGUGCACUCCGAGUGCAUGAUGAUGCCCAUGGUGCUGGGCGACCACGUGUCCAGCAGCACCUUUCCCAGGAUGCACUACAGCUCCCACUACGACACCAGGGACGACUGCGCCAUGCCCCACCUGGGCGCCAAGAUCAACCGCAUCCCCGCCAACCUCCUGGACCAGUUCGAGAAGCAGCUGCCCCUGCACAGGGACGGCUUCCACACGCUGCAGUACCAGAGGGCCUCGACGGCCGCGGAGCAGCGCAGCGAGAGCCCGGGCCGGAUCCGGCACCUGGUGCACUCGGUGCAGAAGCUCUUCACCAAGUCGCACUCCCUGGAGGGCUCUUCCAAGAACCACGCGGACGGCACCAAGGGCGACGGCCGGGCGGACGAGCACCACCACGGCCACCAUGCCAGGCACGGCAAGCGGAGCCGCAGCAGGGAGCGGAAGCCCGAGGCCAAGCACAAGUCAGGCUCGAGCAGCUGGUGGAGCUCGGACGACAACCUGGACAGUGACAGCACGCACCGGGCGCCCAGCGUGGUGAGCCGGCACCACCUGGACCCCUUCCCCCACUGCUACCCCGAGGCCCUGCAGAGCCCCUUCGGGGACCUCUCGCUGAAGACGUCCAAGAGCAACAACGACGUCAAGUGCUCGGCCUGUGAGGGCUUGGCCCUGACGCCGGACGCCAAGUACAUGAAGCGGAGCUCCUGGUCCACGCUCACYGUGAGCCAGGCCAAGGAGGCCUACCGCAAGAGCUCCCUGAACCUGGACAAGCCGCUGGUGCACCAGGACAUCAAGCCGCCCCCGCGGCAGUGCCACUACCUCCAGGUGCCUCAGGACGAGUGGGGAGGCUACCCCACCAGCGGCAAGGCGGAGGAGAUCCCCUGCCGCAGGAUGAGGAGCGGCAGCUACAUCAAAGCCAUGGGAGACGAGGACAGCGGAGAGUCGGACUCCAGCCCCAAAACGUCCCCGACAGUGGCCCUGCGACCAGAGCCCCUGCUGAAGUCCCUCGGACAGAGACCGCUGGGAGACCACCAAACCCAGAGCUACCUGCAAGCUGCAAGUGAGGUGCCCGUCGGUCACAGCCUGGACCCCUCUGCCAACUACAACUCCCCGAAAUUCCGCUCAAGGAACCAGAGCUACAUGCGGGCCGUGAGCACCCUGAGCCAGGCCAGCUGCGUGAGCCAGAUGAGUGAAGCAGAGAUCAAUGGGCAGUUCGAGUCGGUGUGUGAAUCCGUCUUUAGUGAAGUUGAAUCUCAGGCCAUGGAUGCCCUCGACCUGCCCGGAUGUUUCCGAACAAGGAGUCACAGUUACCUUCGAGCCAUCCAAGCUGGUUACUCCCAGGAUGAUGAAUGUGUCCCCGGGACAACGCCCUCCAACAUGACAUCCACCAUCAGGUCGACAACAGCGGUCUCCUAUACAAAUUACAAGAAGACACCCCCUCCGGUGCCUCCUCGGACCACCUCCAAGCCCCUGAUCUCCGUGACAGCCCAGAGCAGCACUGAGUCCACCCAAGACGCCUACCAGGACAGCCGUGCCCAGAGGAUGUCCCCAUGGCCCCAGGAUGGCCCCAGCCUCUACAACUCCACGGACAGUUUGGACAGCAACAAGGCCAUGAGUCUAGCCCUAGAAACGGCCGCGGCCCAGCGCCAGGCUGACAGCCAGGGCAGCUCUGUGCGGACCAGCGACAAGGCCAUCCUGGUGUCCAAGGCUGAGGAGCUCCUCAAGAGCCGCUGCUCCUCCAUCGGGGUCCAGGAUUCUGAAUUCCCAGAGCAUCAUCCAUACCCAAGGUCAGAUGUGGAAACGGCUACGGAUUCGGACACGGAGAGCCGAGGCCUGCGGGAGUACCACUCUGUUGGAGUGCAAGUAGAAGACGAAAAACGGCACGGGCGCUUCAAGCGCUCUAACAGCGUCACGGCUGCUGUCCAGGCCGACCUGGAGCUGGAGGGCUUCCCGGGACACAUCACCAUGGAGGACAAGGGCCUCCAGUUCGGCUCGUCCUUCCAGCGGCACUCGGAGCCCAGCACCCCGACGCAGUACGGGGCGGUGCGGACUGUGCGGACGCAGGGCCUCUUCAGCUACAGGGAGGACUACAGGACCCAGGUGGACACCGCCAGCCUGCCCCCGCCUGACCCGUGGCUGGAGCCCUCCCUGGAGGCCACGGACACUGGAAGGGUGUCCCCGUGCCGCAGGGACGGCUCCUGGUUCUUGAAACUGCUGCACACGGAGACCAAGAGGAUGGAAGGCUGGUGCAAGGAGAUGGAGGGGGAAGCGGAGGAGAACGACCUCAGCGAAGACACUCUCGGGAAGAUCCGGAGUGCCGUGGGGAGUGCCCAGCUGCUCAUGUCGCAGAAGUUCCAGCAGUUCUAUUGGCUCUGCCAGCAGAACAUGGACCCCAGUGCCAUGCCGAGGCCCACCUCCCAGGACCUGGCCGGCUACUGGGACAUGCUGCAGCUGUCCAUCGAGGACGUCAGCAUGAAGUUCGACGAACUCCAGCAGCUGAAGCUCAACGACUGGAAGGUGGCAGAGUCGCCGGAGAGAAAGGAGGAAAGAAAAGUCCCCCCUCCAAUACCAAAGAAGCCCCCCAAAGGGAAAUUCCCCAUCACGAGAGAAAAGUCCCUGGACCUGCCCGACAGACAGCGCCAGGAAGCCCGGAGGCGGCUCCUGGCGGCCAAGAGGGCGGCCUCCUUCCGACAGAACUCAGCCACGGAGCGUGCCGACAGCAUCGAGAUCUACAUCCCGGAGGCCCAGACCCGGCUCUGA